Molecule: messenger RNA, 2118 nt
Organism: Trichomonas vaginalis G3
Lineage: Eukaryota; Parabasalia; Trichomonadida; Trichomonadidae
Product: protein ubiquitination
Exons: 1
Coding region: 1-2118 (705 amino acids)
Molecular function (GO): protein binding
Source: RefSeq, a predicted model, not a curated record
AUGAGUUUAAUAUCAGACACUGAAAUAAUGCCAAUGCUAAAAAGUUUCUGUGCAGGAGAUCAAAUAAUUUGGAACGUCAACAACGAAAAUUGCUUAGAUGCCUUUAAAUCUCUUGUAGAUUUAAUAGAAAAAAAUAAUCUUCCUAAUCACUUCGUUUUAAGAUCCAUUCUUAUUGCACAGAACUUCAGAAUCAAAUUUCGAGACGUAUAUUAUUGUCUUGCUAAAUCAUUUUUAGAUAAAUAUGAAAAUAUCGAGAAAAAGAAAGAAGUUCUCGAUCAUUUUGAAAGGCUUCAAACAAUUAAACAACGGAAUGUUACAAAGUUCAACAUUAUAAUGGAUGAUCUUCAAAAAUUUCUGGAAAAUAUACAAAAACAAAAUAAAGAAAAAGAAGAUUACUUAAGCCUAGCGUGCGUCAGUGGAUCGAUCAAUAUAUUUAAGUAUCUCAUAGAAAAUGGCUCAGAAAUUACGGAAAAAGCUCAAAUUUGCGCUGCUUUAGGAGGACACGUGGAAAUUAUUAAUACGCUAAAAGAAAAAGGAGUAGAUUUCGAUAAUUUGUUUGAUCAAGUACUAUCAAGUCAUAAUAAUGAAGUUGCAGAUAUUUUAUUAAAAAAUAACGACAAAAAUAAGGAAAAAAUACGACCAGAGCUUCAGCUCCAAGAUUCCAACUUAAUGGCCUUCAAUUACGCACUACAAAACGGAAUAGAACCUCUAGAUAAAACAAAAUUAAUUUUAUACGCUUGUGAAUGCGAUUCAAUGGAAUUAUUGAAGUACUUUAUCGAAGAGAAGCAGUAUACAGCAACAGAAGCAGACUUUAAACCAACUUUAGACAUCGCAUCUGAAUAUAUCCACAAUCCUUUACAAAUUGCUGUCAAAAAUGGAAAUUACGUUAUGCUUGACUAUUUAAUACAGCAUGGUUAUGACAAAAACAUUGAAUUUUGCUUAAUGAACGAAAAACACAAUUUACUUUCUUAUUCAAUCAAAUUAGGUCGUGAAAACAUAAGUUUUCUGCUUAUUGAUAAAUACCAUGUCGACCACAACUUCACAGUUUAUAAAAACAACAAAUCUUAUACAAUGUUGAUAUAUGCUUUGAAAAAUAACUCAUUUAAGAUAGUCUGUAAGCUUUAUGGCAUGAAUGUAUCAAUUUCUGAAUGCUCAAAGAUCUUAAAUCCGAAUAAUCCUCCACAAAAUUCUAAAUCUCCUUUAAUGUAUGCUUGUAGACACGGAAGCAUUGACAUCGCUAGGUUAUUUAUGGCUAAUAAUGAAAUUAUGUCCUAUCAUACUGAUAAAUCUACCCCUCUAAUCGAAGCAAUUAAAUCAAAUAACCUUCAAAUCGUAAAAGCAUUGGUCAGUAAAGGCGCUAAUGUUAACAAGGUGACAAAAACAACCCCGAUCGGCGCAGCUCUAGAGUUUGGAGCUUCUAUGCCUAUAAUGAAAUUUUUACUUGAAAGUGGAGCGUCAUUGGAUCAACGCUUCACGCCCGUAAAAGGUGACGAAAAGGUCACGCCGAUAGAAUAUUGUUUAUCGAUUCCUUCUAAGAGAAGUAUUGCUAGAACACUUGAAGACUACAGUUACGCGAUUUCGAAGUUGAAUUCCACUCAAAAAACUCAAAUUCAAACUCAAAAUCAACUUCCUCCGCCAAAUCCUUCAGAACGGAGGAUCGUCCUCGAAGCUCUGAACAAAUACGUACAGGAAAACCCUCAAGCACUUAAUACUUUAGAAGAAUAUCAGAGAAAUCCACAAGAAUUUAUGUUGAAACAUGUCCAAUCCAUGCAGUAUCCUAAAAAUCAAGCAUCUACCAAAAGGGUAGCAAGGUUAUUGUUCAAACCUGAGCAAAUUAUUGAAAUUGUAAAAAAUAUUCCGAAAUAUAUUGCUGAUAAUAAUAAAAAGGAGUCAGAAGAGCCACCACCACCAGUUAUUAUAUCUUCCACCAUUAGUAUUCCUCCAAAACAAGCUCAAGAAACAGAUUCUGCUUCUAAAACAGAAAUAAAGCUUUCUACUGGAGAUGAAGUUGAUGCAAAGGUCGUAAUUCCUAAUAAUCAAGAAGAUCUUGAUAGCUUGAAGCGCCUAAUUGAAAAAAGAGUGAUAAAAGGAAUCGAUAUCAGCAAAUUGAAUAAUUAA